AAUGCCUUUAAAAAAACUCCAGAUCAUGAAUGGAGCGACGUGAAUGGUUUGAGCUACUUUGAUAUUGCCUGCACGCGAAAUGACGUCAGAAUGGUGAAACGCGUCUUGGAUGGGGGCGCCAAUUGCAGUAUCGUUGCAAAGCGAUGGCCCAGUUGUUGAUCAAAAGAGGAGCCAACGUUGAUUUCGUCGGACCUAAUGGGACAGCGCUGCAUUUGGCAUUCGUAAACGGCGACAUGAAGAUGGUGGACUUGCUGUUGAGUAAUAGGGCUACCGUUAACGUGACUAGGCCUUGCGAUAAAAAAACCAUGCUUCAUUUGUUCAUUGAUGAGUUGCUGCACAGGAGUGAUGGCCACUGGAGUUUUCCGCUGUUAGAUAUUCCAGAUAUUAUUUAUAAGAAUAUGGAAUACCAGGAUGUGUACUUGAGAAAGCUGGUGGAGCUGGGUUGCGAGGUCAAUGCGAAGGACGAGGAAGGUAACACAGCUCUGCAUAUUGCCUGCACCAAGCUACGGGACGGCGAAGGAUGCGCCAGGAUCGUUCUCGAGCUCGGCGCUAACAUCAACAUUGAGAACGACGAGGGAGAAACCCCUUUCCACCGGAGUUUGUACUACGACGGAUACAGGAUAAAUGCAGACGACUUUAUGAUGCUGUACCAUCACGUGCAGAAGCUCAAGGCUCUGGGCUUGGAGGUCAAUCCAAACAACGAGAAAUGUUGCGCUCAAUUAUUGAGCGAAAAAGAAGAAUGUGAUCCAGAAGCUGAAUGUUUUACGGAGGAAAGUUUGGCCAAGAUGCAGCAACAGCGACUGGACGAGAUCGAAAAGAUGCAGAAGACCAAGAUAGACAGACGCACGACACUGUACAAAGUACUGCUCGAAAAAUCUGCUAUAUUAGGCGAGUACUCGCGUAACGACAAGUUUAGAAAGAUCAUAGAUGCGGAAAAUUUUUCGGAUGAGUAUCCAUCCUAUGGCUUUAUGCUCAAGUUACAGGAUGAACGUGGUCAAAAGAUUGCUGAAGCCCAUGAUAAAAAGUGAUGGCCGAUAAAGAGACACAGAACGCUAAGCACAAACCAGCUAAGAAGACUAGGGCUAAACGUCGUAGGAUUUAGUAGACGUCAAGCACGGGUAUACUUUUAUUGCUUCAACAUUACUAUAUGCGUAUUUUUAUUGUUUGGUGUGAAUUCCAUUUUGUGCCUUUGUCUAAGCUCUUGACAGUUUUAUGUAUUUGCAAUUAAUUUCUUAUAGACGUGACUCGGCAAGGAAUUUCUAAUUGAAAUCGAUUUAAUAUUCAAUAGGUUUAAAGCUGUUUAGUAAUCUGGAAUUAUUACAGCCUCAAGUUUGAUUGAAUUUAUUCUAACCGAUUUACAAGUUAUUGAUAUUGGUUUGCUUAAUCAGCAGUAUUUUUUCUUUUAGCUUGGUUUUUAAUCGAAAGAAUAGAUGAUGAUAGAAAUGAUUAUAUUCACUUGCAUCUGAAGCAAGUUUAUUUUGUCAAAAAACUGUUCUAGUGAUAGCUCUGUGCCAAUGUUAGUAUGUUUUAAAUACGUUAACCACGAUAGUGCAAGUUUGCUUAUACUCUGUUAGAGUAGAUUAAAAAAAAUGUUCGCGUGAACAAAUCUUGUUUUUCAAAAUAACUGAGGGUGUAACUUGUGUAUUUGCAAGUUAGAUUGUUCAAUGAAAGAGUAUAUAAACUUAUUAAUGUUACUCCGAGUAAAACAAAACCGCAGGAGCUGGUCUAGGAAAUUUCAAGAACGAAAGCAGUUCUUGGGCGGGCUAUUAGCAGUCUCUCGCCGUAAAAUCUCGCGACGACGAUAAUAAAGGAGUAAAGCGAGAAAAAGUCGAGUGGCGAAAAAAAGGAAGAGAGAUAAAGGCCGCACGAACGAAAGUUAGAAAAAGAAAGUGCGCGCCGCCCGAACGAGAAUAAAAGUGCGCGGCGUUAUAUGACCAGCGGCGAUAUAAAAAGCGAAAAGAGAGAAUUACUGUUUUUGGUCGAACUCUUUUCAGGCGAUUUACGCGGCUUUUCGGACGGUUUGAAUACGCUUACGGCGCCGACUUUUUUUUCACGGUUGGUUGUAUAGGUACAGUGAAAGUUUCGUAUUCAGUGUCUUGAGAAUUUUCGAGUAAUAUACGUUUAUAUUUGUA
Molecule: messenger RNA, 2132 nt
Organism: Nasonia vitripennis (jewel wasp)
Lineage: Eukaryota; Metazoa; Arthropoda; Insecta; Hymenoptera; Pteromalidae
Product: 85/88 kDa calcium-independent phospholipase A2-like
Exons: 3
Coding region: 144-1028 (294 amino acids)
Molecular function (GO): protein binding
Source: RefSeq, a predicted model, not a curated record